Molecule: messenger RNA, 3410 nt
Organism: Heterocephalus glaber (naked mole-rat)
Lineage: Eukaryota; Metazoa; Chordata; Mammalia; Rodentia; Bathyergidae
Source: RefSeq, a predicted model, not a curated record
GAGUGAGGCUCCAAUAUAAAAGGGAUAGGUGCCUCCCUGGGCACCACCAUCUCUGCAGCACUCUCCCUUUCAACAGAGCCAGGCAGGUCGUUAUCAGCAGCGCCUUCUGCCACUGGAAACCACAGGAGGCUUUAAUGAGAACAGAGCCCUUCCUGACACUUACAAUCAGAAACUACCUAAAAUAAAGAUUAUAAAAAAAGAAGGAUGAAUAGACCGUCUUUGGUUGGUGGCGCUGGUUACACCCGUCAUGGUCCUCUUUGGACAGAUCCUUUUGGAAAUAACGCUAGUGAAGCAGAGCAUGAAGGCUUCAUCCAGCUAAGCUUGGCCUUGACCCAUGGGCAGCAAGAACAGGAGCCAGAGGAAGAAGGAGCCAUGGAGGAUAUCCCUACAAUGGUCAAACUAGACCAGGCUGAAAGCCAGAUUUCGUCACAUCAAGAGAGAAGGUGUACCCCCAAGAUACUCGGCUAUGUCACUGGCAAUAUGAAAGAAUUUGCCAAAUGGCUUACAGACAAACCUGUGGCACUCCAGUUCGUUGACUGGGUUCUUCGGGGUAUAUCCCAAGUGGUGUUCGUCAGCAACCCCAUCAGUGGGAUCCUGAUUAUAAUAGGACUGUUGAUCCAGAACCCAUGGUGGGCUCUCAAUGGCUGUCUGGGAACAGUGGUCUCCACUCUGACAGCCCUCUUGCUGGGCCAGGACAGGUCAUCCAUAGCCGCCGGGCUCCAUGGUUACAACGCCACACUGGUGGGGAUACUCAUGGCUGUCUUUUCAGACAAGGAAAACUAUUUCUGGUGGCUGUUACUGCCAGUAUCUGUUAUGUCCAUGACUUGCCCCAUUUUCUCAAGUGCACUGAACUCAGUGUUCAGCAAGUGGGAUCUCCCUGUCUUCACUCUCCCUUUCAACAUGGCAUUGUCAAUGUACCUUUCGGCCACAGGACACCACAAUCUAUUCUUUCCAAGUCAACUGAUCACACCUGUAAGCGAGGUUCCCAACAUCACCUGGUCUGACCUCAGUGGCCUAGAGCUAUUGAAGUCCCUGCCAAUAGGGGUCGGUCAGAUAUAUGGCUGUGAUAACCCGUGGACAGGAAGCAUAUUCCUGGGCGCCAUCCUACUCUCCUCCCCACUCAUGUGCCUGCAUGCUGCAAUUGGAUCAUUGCUGGGGGUAGUAGCAGGAGUCAGUCUUGCAGCUCCCUUCAAGGACAUCUACUCUGGACUUUGGGGUUUCAACAGUUCUCUGGCCUGCAUUGCAACUGGAGGCAUGUUCAUAGCACUCACCUGGCAGGCCCACCUCCUGGCUCUUGCCUGCGCCCUGUUCACUGCUUAUCUUGGAGGCACCUUGACAAACCUGAUGGCUCAUGUCGGAUUGCCAUCUUGCACCUGGCCCUUCUGUUUGGCCACACUACUGUUCCUUUUGGUGACCACAACAAACUCCAACAUCUACAGGAUGCCUCUCACUAAAGUCACUUAUUCUGAAGAGAACCGCAUCUUCUACCUACAAACCAGGAAAAGGAUGAUUGACAGCCCUUUGUGAGGGCAACCCCACCCCGGCCAUGGUCACACCCAUUUCUGACAACUGCUCCAGUUGACUUCCAGGGGCUCAGCACACUUAUUCUCUUCACCAGGAACAACUUUUAUCCAUCUGUUCUUUUCCUUUUUCUUUUUGACUCUGGGAAUAUCAUUGAGCAUAUGAGAGCCACAUCCAGGUGAUGUGCUCUGAUAUGGAAUUUUAAACCCCAGUAGGGGUUGGCGCUAAGACUGUACUAUAUUUAUAAAGUCAAAAGGCUCCAACAAAAAGUAGUGAAAGUGGAGCUAAUCAUUGAUAUUUAUUGAUAUUUUUGGUAUAGAGUUGGCCAAAUGAAGUUAACAGUAUUAAAAAUUAAACUUCAUUAACCAACUAGGCCUUAUGGAAUUCAUGGUCACAAAAUUGAAGUCAACCCAGAAUUCUCAGAUGUAAACAAUUUGGCUGUUUAAAAUCAAUGCAAGUGACAUGUUGCAGUUUUGGUCAACGUUGCAGGAAUACUGGCUGAUCACUGGGUUGGUCUCCAGUUCCCCAGCAGAAUGUCCUCCAUACUGCGUUCUCUGUGUGUGUGUGUGUGUGUGUGUGUGUGUGUGUGUGUGCGUGUGUGUGUGCAUGUGUGAUUAUCUUAUGGGAGAAGAUUGGGUUUUUCAGGCUAACAGUUGCAGGAGGGAAAAAGGGACUUUGUCAAUCAGAAUUAUUCUGUACUGCUACUUUUCUUGGAAAUUGCAAAUAUUUUUUCAGGAGGUUUUAUUAUUUUUCUUAUGAGAAAAUAAUUUGUUUUCAGUGAAAUAAAAUAACUGAAGUUCCUGCCUUAAACAGACUUUGAACAUUAAAGAAAACUUACAUAUUUAUAAAAAUAAUUAGCAUAAUUAUUUAUAAAAUACUCAGCACAUUUUUACUUUAAUCCUUAUGUGAUUCCAUUAAGUAUCUGGAAUCAUCAACUUUCACAGCCCCUUAAUGUCACAUUUUUAAUUCAUUUGACAAUGUCACAUAAAGACUGGUCAUUAAAGUUAAAUUGCUUGCAGGUAUUACUUUACAAAUUGCCAGAUUUUCUUUUUAAACCCUCAUUACUUUCUAUAUACUAAGAAUAUUCUCUCUCAGAAACCAAUGGUGUUUGAACCACCAGAAGAAAUGCAGGUAAAUAAUUUUCCUUGUUUUCCUUAUUUUAAAUUUGAAAGUUAGGAUUUCUGUAAAGAUUCUAUGACCAAACAUGCCUUCCUCCUCCAUACAUUUCUGUUCAGCAUUUAGGAGAUUGGAAGAGUGAAAUUGAAACCCGAAAGAUUUUUUUCCUCUUUCAGUCCUCAGUAUACAAUGUAAAGUUUGUUGAAUGGAUAAAUAGAAGUGGGGCAGUAAAUAAAUCUAUCUUUUAGGCUGAAGUUCACUUCUUCCUCUUUUCAGGAAAACAAACAUGCAAAUACUGUUCCAAUUUUUAAAACCCUGUGACCAAAACCUUUUGAAAGCAUGAAAUUGCAACUGUCACAGAUUUACGGGUAUUCCUGUGGAAAAACUGAAUUCUUGGUGUUUGAACUGAAAUCUUCCUUAUUAGAGAAUUUGUGAAAUAAGAACUGGAGGGAAAGAAAAAGAAAAGCAAACAGGACCAAUGAUUUCUACCAAUGAAGACUCUGUGUGUAGCUGAGCAAAGCAGAGACUUCAGACACCAACCCAAGUUGAUCUUCAGAACCAAGCUUCUGCUGUGUUCAUGGCAGCACCUUCUCCCCAUGUGCUCACACAGAUCUGCAAAUACAAAUAUUUUAAAGCCUUGUACAUUGUCUUAUUUAAGUAAUAUUAAUUUUCUCAAGUUAUUUUUGUUACUAAGUAUUAUACUAAAAAUCAAGUGAGAAUUCUUAGGGAACAUUUGUGGGUUUUUUGCUACUGUCUAUAAUAAAUUCCUAUGU